ACCUGUCACCUGUGUUCCAGGAGCCAAACCAGCAAUGUCUUCCCCUGCACAACCUGAAAUCCCUGCCCCACUGGGCAACUUGAAGAUUCAGUAUACCAAGAUCUUCAUCAACAAUGAAUGGCAUGGCUCCGUGAGUGGCAAGAAAUUUCCUGUCUUUAACCCUGCAACUGAGGAGAUCAUCUGUCAUGUGGAAGAAGGAGACAAGGCAGACGUUGACAAAGCCGUGAAGGCUGCACGACAGGCUUUUCAGAUUGGCUCCUCAUGGCGCACCAUGGAUGCUUCAGAGAGGGGGCGGCUGCUGAACAAGCUGGCUGACUUAAUGGAAAGAGACCGUCUACUGCUGGCUACAAUGGAAUCAAUGAAUGCUGGGAAAGUAUUUCCUCAUGCAUACACAAGGGAUUUAGAAGUCAGCAUAAAAACAUUAAAGUACUGUGCAGGCUGGGCUGACAAGAUCCAUGGCCAAACAAUACCAAGUGAUGGAGAUAUUUUCACUUAUACAAGACGUGAGCCUAUUGGGGUGUGUGGCCAAAUCAUCCCUGUAAACUUUCCACUGUGCAUUUUCUUGAGAGAAUAAUCCCCACGGUGAGCAUAAAGAAAUAGCUCCAAUUUCCCCACUCAGGUCUUUUAUGAAUUAAGCUCUUGGUUUAUUAACUGCUUGCUUCUUAACUUGCAGGCAGGAUUUCCUCCUGGUGUGGUGAACAUUGUCCCUGGUUAUGGACCAACUGCGGGGGCGGCCAUCUCCUCACACAUGGACAUUGACAAAGUGUCCUUCACGGGAUCAACAGAGGUUGGCAAAUUAAUCAAAGAAGCUGCAGGGAAAAGCAAUCUAAAGAGGGUCACCCUGGAGCUGGGGGGAAAGAGUCCUUGCAUUGUGUUUGCAGAUGCUGACUUGGACAGUGCUGUUGAGUUUGCACACCAAGGAGUGUUCGUCCAUCAGGGUCAGAUUUGUGUAGCAGCAUCCAGGCUUUUUGUUGAGGAGUCAAUUUAUGACGAGUUUGUGAAAAGAAGUGUUGAGCGGGCUAAGAAAUACGUUCUUGGAAAUCCUCUGAAUGCAGGAAUAAAUCAAGGUCCUCAGAUUGACAAGGAGCAACUUGAUAAAAUACUUGAUCUCAUUGAGAGUGGGAAGAAAGAAGGAGCCAAACUGGAGUGUGGUGGUGGACGCUGGGGCAACAAAGGCUUCUUUGUUCAGCCCACAGUGUUCUCCAAUGUUACCGAUGAGAUGCGCAUUGCCAAAGAGGAGAUAUUUGGACCAGUGCAACAAAUCAUGAAGUUUAAAUCUAUAAAUGAUGUCAUCAAGAGAGCAAACAAUACCUCCUAUGGCCUGGCAGCUGGAGUCUUCACAAAAGACCUGGAUAAGGCCAUCACUGUGUCUUCUGCUUUGCAGGCCGGGCUAGUGUGGUAA
Microtus ochrogaster (prairie vole) is the source of this 1402-nucleotide messenger RNA. RefSeq names its product aldehyde dehydrogenase, cytosolic 1-like. The record is from RefSeq and is a predicted model, not a curated record. NCBI's taxonomy places the organism in Eukaryota, Metazoa, Chordata, Mammalia, Rodentia, Cricetidae. Gene Ontology annotation, molecular function: oxidoreductase activity, acting on the aldehyde or oxo group of donors, NAD or NADP as acceptor. The transcript has 11 exons.